AUGUCAGACCAAACAAAGGUCGUAGCAAUUGCCCUCUUUCUAAUCUUUUUCACCCUCUUCCUCAUCUACAUGACCUACCCACGAAACAUCUUCUACCGGUUAAAAGCUCGACGCAUUGCCGCUCAGAGAAACCGCACAUCUGUUCCCCCGGCGGGCCAACCCCAGGACCGCGACAUCGAGAUGAACAAGUACCCCUUGCGGUACCCGGACCCAGUAAUCACAAAGGGAAAUCACAAAUCAGAUGCAUGGCAACUGCGCAAUCCGAUUCUGCCGCCGGCGGCGUCGAUUCUGACGAGACGAAGUCGGCCAUCCGAGGAUUGGCCUUUGAGAACCACAAAGCCGGUGGUGGUGGUGAAGAGGAGACAGUUUAUGGAUCCAGAUGAGGAUGAUUUGAAGUUUGCUGGUGCGGGUGGUGAUCUUGAGGGGUUUCCUUAUCGGGUUUGA
Messenger RNA from Sclerotinia sclerotiorum 1980 UF-70, 444 nucleotides. RefSeq lists its product with no specific name. The transcript has a single exon. Lineage: Eukaryota; Fungi; Ascomycota; Leotiomycetes; Helotiales; Sclerotiniaceae. The coding region runs from base 1 to 444 and encodes 147 amino acids. The record is from RefSeq and is a predicted model, not a curated record.